GCCAAGAACUGAAGACGAUAUCGCUAGGGAAACAAGACCUGCCCGAGAUAGCUUCUUGAUCGCUCAACAAAUAUAUAUAGCAUGUCCUCUGCAUGCCCAAGUUUCACCUUUUCUUGCAGCAACAUCUCCUGCAGCAUCUGGUUCUGCUGUGGCGGAGGCGGUGGCGGCUCCAGCAAGGAACCCGAACAAGACUCCGUGAAACAAUACCAGGCGGCACAUCCACAGCCGAUGCCACCACAACCGCAGGUCAUAACUGUACCUGAUCACCUUAGACCCAUUUCUGAACAACAGCCUCCGGAGCUUCCACCGACCCCGCCUCCUGCUGCAGCGCCGGCGCCACAAGCUACUACAGUGCAUGCCCGUCCACCACCGCAGACCAAUCCUCCUCACCAUGUGCCAUCCACUGAGACAUACUAUCUGCCACCACCGUCGACACAGCAGCAAUCCUGGCCUCAAACUCUUCUGCCGCCAGCAUUGCCUCUGAGAGUUCCAGCACCACCAAAGGUACAUGAUCCGUGGCCACCAUCUACGCAGAUAAUCCCUUCUGAGGUGCAACCUACAAUGAUGCACAAGCCGGCACCGCAGCCGGCACCUGUGAGAUCACAGGCACCACCCCUGCAGGCUCCAUGGCCUUCUCGUCAGCCAUCAAAGACGUAUCAGGCGCUACCUCCCGAGCAGCAACACCCGGCGCCUCCUCGUCUGCCAUUCAAGACUUACCAGGCUGCACUGCCACCGCAGGCGCUUCCACCUGGGCCUCUGGUUGAUUCGAUGCCCUUAGUGGGAUAUUACCCACAAGAACAUCCGGAAUACUUUGACCAAGAAACCUAACAAAUCUGCUAACUGUAUGUAGUAGCAACUUGUGGUCAAUUAAGGAACCGUCCCUUUUAGAACGGGUUGUUAAUCAGUAUAUUGGUUGACAACUUUAAAGUGUGUUUUAAAUUUUUUUCCUUUCGACUGUAUUGUACAGAAGGUAUAGACAACUCUGCUAACAGCAACCGGCAGAGAAGCAGAAUGGACGGAUAGGUUUUUAUCCACUUUUCCUUUUUGAUAGUGACUGGACAAGUUGUUGUAAUAAUUCUUGAAUAUUUAAGGAGACUCGUCAGGGUUAACAAAAGUAA
Molecule: messenger RNA, 1118 nt
Organism: Panicum hallii
Lineage: Eukaryota; Viridiplantae; Streptophyta; Magnoliopsida; Poales; Poaceae
Product: pollen-specific leucine-rich repeat extensin-like protein 3
Exons: 1
Coding region: 82-828 (248 amino acids)
Source: RefSeq, a predicted model, not a curated record